Messenger RNA from Medicago truncatula (barrel medic), 1845 nucleotides. Its product is annotated as coumaroyl-CoA:anthocyanidin 3-O-glucoside-6''-O-coumaroyltransferase 1. The transcript has 2 exons. Bases 38 to 1435 code for a protein of 465 amino acids. NCBI's taxonomy places the organism in Eukaryota, Viridiplantae, Streptophyta, Magnoliopsida, Fabales, Fabaceae. The record is from RefSeq and is a predicted model, not a curated record.
UUCUUUUCUCCAAACAAAUUGAAACACGUUUGUUUCCAUGGAUGAAGAGGUGAAGGUCAUACAUCAAUACCAAGUGAGUCCACCACAAGGUUCUCUUCCAUCUUCAAUCACAAUUCCAUUGAGUCACCUUGACCUCCCUUGGUUUCAUUGCCCUCAUGUGAAAAGAAUUUUCUACUACAACUUCCCUCAUUCAACACAACACUUCCUUCAAACUUCACUACCAAUUCUCAAAAACUCUCUUUCCCUCACUCUCCAACAUUUCUUCCCUUUCUCCUCUAAAAUAAUCUUCCCUCCUAAGCCUCAAACCCCUCACAUUCUCUACUCUCAAGGUGAUUCCAUCUCAUUAACAAUUUGUGAAUCCAAAUCAAAUUUCAACCACCUCAUAUCCAAUUCACCAAAAGAUCUAACAAUUGCAUUUCCUUUUGUCCCCUUGAUUCCUCCACCAAGUAUUUUAGAAGAUGGCACAUCGUGUAUCCCAACAAUGGCUAUUCAAAUCACUAUUUUUCCAAACUCAGGAUUUACUAUUUGUAUCACUUUUAGACACGAAAUUGCUGAUGGUAAAGCAUUUCAUCAUUUCAUUAAAUUUUGGUCUUCACUUUCAAAAGGAAACUUAGAAUGUUCUUUUCUUUCAUUACCAUUACACAAAAGGGAAAUCAUUCAAGAUCCAAAAAACCUUAAACAAAGCAUCUUAGAACAACUAUGGAAUCAUCCACCAAAAUCAUUAGAAUCUACUACCUCUACAAAUGACCAUGCUGCUUCUAGAAACAACAUUGUUCGUUAUAGAUUUAAUUUAACACGUCACCAAGUUGAAAAUUUGAAGAAAUGGGUUGUUACAAAAUGUCAAAAUAUUGGUCUUGAAACAUUUCAUUUGUCAACCUUUGUUGUUGCAUGUUCUUUGUUAUGGGUUUGUAUUGUAAAGUUAAAAUCACUAGAAGAUUUCUCAGACAAGGUAAUAGAUAAUUCUCCAACAGACGAUGAUUAUGAGGAUAUUCAUGGUUUUGGAUUUCUAAUGGAUUUGCGUAAUCGUUUUGAACUUUCAAUUCCUUCCACAUAUUUUGGAAAUUGUUUAUCAUUUUGUCUUGCAACACUACCAAAGAGGAAGUUAGUGGGAGAAAAUGGUAUAUGUGAAGCAGCAAAUAUUAUUGGAAGAGAAAUAAGUUUGAAAGAUCCUUUAAAAGAAGAUAAAGAGUUUAACAAGUCUUUGAAUAUGAUUCGUGUAAUAGGGUCACCAAAGUUUGAUGUGUAUGAAACUGACUUUGGAUUGGGGAAGCCUAUUUUAACCGAUGUUAUCAAUAAUGAUGAAUCAAGUGCCUUUUGUCUUUCUGAUUCUAAGGAUGAAUAUUGUGGUGUUGAAGUUGCUAUGGUGCUAGAAAGAGCUCAUGUGAAGAAAUUUAGUGACAUCUUGGAAGUGCAACUUAGAGACACUGUGAUGUAGGACGGUUUCCAUAUUAUUUUCUUAGUAUUUUAGCCUAAUUUUAUUAUAUGUUUGUUUUGUUUUUGGUUUGUUAUUUUUGGUCCAUUAGAGUUUGUUAUUUUUCGUCCCCAUGAGCUUUUGGUAAGGGAUAAUGCACAAUAUGUGCAGGGGUCGGGGUUCGAACCCUGGACACCCCACUUAUUCAUCUUUAAGGUGAAUUUCUCUAGCCACUAGGCUACUUGACCAAAAAAAGAGUUUGUUAUUUCCCUAUUUAAGCUUACCCGUUGUAGCCUAAGAGUCAUCUUUUAUUCAUUCAAUAAUAUUUUAGGGAGUUUUCUCAAUUUCUAAUGGAUUCUAGGACUCUAUUUAUACAAGUUUGUCACUUUUGCAAAUUUAUCUCUUUUCAAUCUAGGGUUAGCGUUUGCUAGCCA